This is a messenger RNA of Nicotiana tabacum (common tobacco), 720 nucleotides long. The record is from RefSeq and is a predicted model, not a curated record. Lineage: Eukaryota; Viridiplantae; Streptophyta; Magnoliopsida; Solanales; Solanaceae.
AUGGAGCAAGAAAGGGUUGAGAAAGCACUUCAUAUUGUGGUGCUAGCAGAUCAGGGACAGGGCCAUAUAAACCCAAUGCUCCAAUUCUCAAAACGCCUGGCUUCCAAAGGAAUCAAAAUCACAGUAGCUACCACGCUCUCCAAUUCCAUGGCCAUGAAAGCUGCUUUAUCUAACUCCAUGAUCACUUUUACAUCUAUUUACAAUGAUUGCUCUGAAGGCGGGCUGGUCGGCCCAGGAGGUUUCAAAGGAUUUCUUGACAGAUUCCAGGCCAGUGGCUCAACAAAUCUAACUAAAUUCAUUAUGGAUCAAGAACAAACAGAGCACCCAGUUAAGUGCCUUGUUUAUGAUGCUAACAUUCUCUGGGCUUCUAAGGUAACAACCCAAUUGCGCAUAGCUGGUGCUGCCUUUUUCACUCAGUCAUGUGCUACUGCUGCUACCUACUAUCCCUUGUACUGUGAGCUUUAUGAAAAGACUUGUCUUUCCAUGCCUAGUUUUCCAGUCAUGACAGAAUUGCCCAAGCUCAGGUUUCCAAAUCUGCCAUCUCUUGGUUCUAGCACUGGUCGGUAUCCCGCAAUAAUCAUGCACAUACUUGGCCAGUUUGAUAACUUUGAAAAGGCAGACUGGGUCCUCUUUAACUCCUUCGAUAAGUUGGAAGAAGAGGUAGGUACACCAAAUUUCCUCUGCUCUUUCAAUCUUUUCCUCUUACAAUAUAAUAGCUAG